CAAACAUUUUUGGGACACAACCUCUCAAAGCUCAAAACCCUGCUCGUUCCGCCAUUGCUGAAACUGAAGCAACCGGAGGACAGAGGGACAGAGAGAGAUGUGUGGGAUUGCCUUGAUAGUCUCCGGCGUUCGUCUCGGUUGCGCAUGUCCCGGACCCAACGCUCAGCAUCUGGUUUUCUCAGUUGAUGAACUUAAAUCCGCUUUGCGGAGAAGGGGCCCCGAUAGCUUGGGGGCUAAGAAGCUCUUCUUCAACAUUUCGGGCUCCGCGGAUGAGCAAGUGAUCGAUUCUUGGAUUGAAAGUGAAGGCGAUGGAGACACCAGAAAGCCCUGUUGCUGGAAUUUCGUUGGGGAAAUGCACUUCAUUGGCGCCACUUUACAGCUUAGGGGAGUCAGCCCCACUCUUCAGCCUUUCGUGGACGAAUUCAGGAAUAUUCUUGCUUAUAAUGGAGAAAUAUUCGGUGGAAUUCCAGUGGAAAGGGACAGCAACGAUGCUGAAAUUCUUUUGCAAUAUCUAGGAGGCUGCUGUUCCUGUAAUUCUCAUGAACUCAGUGGCUUCUGUACGAUCUCCCAGAAGGAGCAGUCCUCUGUUCCUGAGGUUCUCUCACGAAUUAAGGGACCAUGGGCUAUCAUCUAUUGGCAGGAGAGUUCAAAAACCCUGUGGUUUGGCCGGGAUGCAUUUGGCAGGAGGAGCCUGCUCGUUCAUUGGUCGACUGUGCAGGACUCCCGGUUUUUGCUGUCCUCUGUAUCACCAACAUCAUCGGUUGAGCAGAUACCUGAUAUUGAAUUGGAAAAUGGACUUAGCCAGCUAAAGUUUUGGGAAGAGCUUCCUUGUGGGAUCUACAGUGUGAAAAUUGAUGCCUCAUUUUUGGAUGGUAAACUUGUUGGUGAGAUAAAGAAACAUGGAUGGAGUAACUACAUGUUGAAAGAACUGAUUGAGUGGGAUAGACUUUUUGUUGAACCCAAAGGGUCUUCUAAAGCUUCUGUCUCGGGGCGUGCAGAAUUAGUUCUGACUGCAUUAAAGGAAUCUGUGAUGCGGCGCACUUCACUACAUACAUUUUUUCAGGGAGUUACGUAUGGUGGAAGAAAAGAGCAACUUGUUCCUGUUGCUGUUCUCUUUUCUGGUGGAUUAGAUUCAAUGAUACUUGCAGCAUUAUUGGAGCAGUGCCUCGAUCCUCAAUAUGAGGUUGAUUUGCUCAACGUCAGCUUUGAUGGUCCCUCUGCCCCUGACCGAAUAUCUGCCAAAAUGGGAAUAGAAGAACUUAGAAGAAUUGCUCCUUCAAGAAGAUGGAGACUGGUGGAGAUUGAUGCUGAUUUGUCAAGUGUGACCAUGGAAAUGAAGCACGUUAUGUCACUCAUUUAUCCUGCAAAUACUUACAUGGACCUAAAUAUAGGAACAGCUUUAUGGCUUGCUGCAAAUGGUAAUGGUUGGGUGUAUGAAGACAGUCGAGACGAGAAUGAGGAAUCUCUUCAACGGCACAAGUACAAGUCCCCUGCAAGGAUUGUUCUUGUAGGAUCUGGGGCUGAUGAACAGUGUGCUGGUUAUGGUCGGCAUAAAACAAAAUUUAGAAAUGGAGGUUGGGUCGGGCUUCAUGAGGAAAUGAGACUGGAUAUGCUGAGAAUAUGGAAAAGGAAUCUCGGGAGGGAUGACAGAUGCAUCUCUGAUAAUGGAAGAGAGGCGAGGUUCCCUUUUCUGGAUGAAGAUGUUAUAAAGAUUUUGCUUGAUAUUCCUUUGUGGGAAAUUGCAGACCUUGAACAACCAAGUGGCAGAGGUGACAAGAAGAUCCUGCGGGAGGUUGCGAAGUUGCUAGGCUUAUCUGAAGCAUCAAUCCUGCCAAAGAGAGCAAUCCAGUUUGGCUCAAGAAUUGCACGGGAAUCAAAUCGGAAAAACUUUGGAAGUAACCGUGCCGCAAACCAGGCCUCUGCUGGGAGCAUACCAUUUCGCACACAAUAGCAGUCUGAUGGUCUGGCUUUGCCUACGAUUUUUGGAGCUAUUUCCCGUCCUGCAAUCCUCAGUUGUCAGCAGAUCAUGUUCACGAGUCAUGCUCGCUGCAGGAAAGAUUGGUUUAUGGCAAUUUAGGACCCAAGAGGAACAAAUGAGGCUACUGCAGCUUUUACCUGCGAGCCUUUCGUGCUUUGCCAGUCAAUUUAGCACUUGUGUGUUAUUACCCAGUUGUAGGAGUUUGUUUGCCUGAACUUCUUGCUCGACAACUUCAUCUAUGCUGGAAUUACUCGAUAGUUUUCGGAACUUGAGUGGCCUUAACCGCUUCUAUGUCCAAAUUCCUGAACCAGUGAUUCUUUUGCCUCA
Punica granatum (pomegranate) is the source of this 2305-nucleotide messenger RNA. Lineage: Eukaryota; Viridiplantae; Streptophyta; Magnoliopsida; Myrtales; Lythraceae. The record is from RefSeq and is a predicted model, not a curated record.